Molecule: messenger RNA, 2402 nt
Organism: Misgurnus anguillicaudatus (oriental weatherfish)
Lineage: Eukaryota; Metazoa; Chordata; Actinopteri; Cypriniformes; Cobitidae
Source: RefSeq, a predicted model, not a curated record
AUGGAGAUGAUGGAGAUGGCAAAGCAAAUCAUGAAAGGCAUCACUGACAACUUAGACCAAGACAUCAUGAUGCACAAAGAUAUCAUUUUAAAGAUAAAACAAAUGAAUGAGGUCACUAAGAAGAAAGCAACUAUAGGAAUUUUUGGGAAAUCAGGAGAAGGAAAGAGCUCUCUGUUAAGCGCAAUUCUGGGUAAAAAGGACCUAUUGCCAUCUGGCUGUUUUGGUGCAUGUACAGCUGUUAUAACUCAGGUGGAAGCAAAUCUGAGUGACUCCAACUACAAAGCAGAGAUUGAAUUCUUCUCUAAAGAGGAGUGGGAGAAAGAGCUUCAAGAUCUUUUUAAAGUUUUAUCGGAUGACAGUGAGGACAAGAAUGAGGACAUGAUUGAAAUUGCUGUAGAAAAGAUCACAGCAUUGUAUGGAGAAGAUGCAGAUAGGAAAACCCUAAAAGAGCUCAAAAAUCAUAGCAUAUCUGUCAAGAUUGAAGACUUUUUGUCCAGCAGUAAGAAAAUGAUUUCAACCGAUGAUGUUACUGAAUUUGCCAACAAAGUUGCAUGUUCCAUACUGCAUAGUGAGGCAAGUCCUGGUGGCUGGUAUUGGCCACUUGUGAAGAGCGUGACCUUCAAGGUUCCAGAUUGUCGUGACCUCUUGGAGUACAUAACCCUUGUUGAUAUACCAGGUACUGGAGACUGCAACAAGAUCAGAGAUGACCUCUGGAAAUCUAAACUGAAAGAGUGCUCUUUUGUGUGGAUUGUAAGUGCCAUCAAUCGAGUCAUCACUGAUAAAGACCCCUGGGCAAUAUUAAAACACUGCAUUGAAGAGCUGGGACCUGGAGGAGAGUGCAAAAACAUAAACUUCAUCUGUACCAAAAGUGAUGAUAUUAAUACAGUUGCCUAUAUUAGAUCUGCACGGCUUACUCAAUUUCAAAGCUUAGGAGACAAGGAACAGAAAAAAGAAUGCACACUUCAUAGAAAUGUACUUGCCAAGACAAGGGUCAAAGAAAAGUUUGAAAACUCUGAAAUACAGAAAAAAAUGAGCCCAGACAAUGGUUUUCUUCAAGUUUUCAGUGUAAGUUCCAGUGCAUUUUUUGAUCCAGAUUUAAAUCUGGAACCUAACGUAACAGAAAUCCCAAAACUACAGGAAGCUCUGAAAAAUCUUAACAAGAGCAUCAACCGAGAACUGGCAAGAGAUUAUGUCAAUGAAGCAAAGGGAGUUUUGUCCUUGAUCCAAAGCGUUCAACUGGAUGCAGACAAGGAAAUGAUAAAGGACAAAGUCCACAAGGAAUAUGAGAAAAACCUCAUGAAGGCCCAAAAAGAACUGGACAAGUAUUUUGACUCCUGUUAUAAUGAUCUGAAGCAGUGUCUGUCAGCAGGAGUGAAAAAAUCUGUCCAGUUAUGUGUUGCUGACACAGAAGCACUGGUGUCACCUAAUAAGGAUAAAAGAGGAUUUCAUAAAGUUCUUCAAGCUUUAUGUAACAAUGGAGGAUGCUAUUGGUCGAAAAAUUGGGAUGUAGUCCUGGACCUAAACAAGAAAUUGGCUGAUCACCUGCAUGGAUCCAUAAAUCCAUAUUUCAGUAGGAUUUUUCCUAUCUGUGGUAGAACAGGAACAUCAGUGCAGGAACAAAUUGGCAAUUUCAGUUUAAUCCAGAGUGAAUCCAGCCCUUACCCCAGAUCUCCCAUGUUAUGUCACAUUCAAAACUUCAUCAAAGCAGAGGAAAAUAAACUGAAGGCAGUACUCAGAAGAGACAUUGUAGAAAUGAAAAAGGAAAUGUAUUCAUCAAUCCUAACAACCAUUCAGAAUCAGAUGGCUUCUCGCUAUAUAUUAGCCGCAGAAGAGAAAGGACCAGGAUCUAUGAAGAGAAGGCAAGAAAUAUUAAUAAGCUCAGUCAAUUCAAUAAAAAAUGACAUGUUCAACAUGUCAAAAAUGGAAGUCCUUAAAAAGUUCAAUAACCUAAAGCUGUAUAUAAAAGAUGCUCUUGAAACUGGACUAAAGAGAUCAAUGAAACUUGCACUGUUACAAACCAACAAUAUCAUACUGUUGGAUGUUUCCAGAGAGAUCGAGGAACUAGAGAGACUGACUGAGCAACUUUCUGACUAGGAUCAUCAAGCAAUACAAAGCACAAUUCACAAACCAGAAAAAAAUGGUUUAGGUAAAAGAAAAAUCACAUUUUUGGUAAAAUUUAUUUUUUAGUAAAGGAUUAUAAUUACUGCUGGGGAGGGAUCGGGAUCAAUCACAUACAAAGUAAAAGUGCUUUUUUGCAUAAUAUAUGUGUGUGUAAUUAUGUAUAUUUAACUCUUUCCCCGCCAUUGACGAGAUAUCUCGUCAAUCAAGAGAAAACGCUUCCCCGCCAAUGAUGAGUAUUUCCGUCUUUCCGCAAUACCGUUAUUAUCCACCCUUCCGCAGCU